UCAGCCUCCAUCCCCCCGAGCGGAGCUGCGGGGCCGGCCGGGCCGGGGCGGACCCCGGGGACCCCGACACGGCCGCCCGGGCCCGCGGGCGGGGGGAGCGGCACCAGGGGCCGCCACCAUGGAGUUCCGCCAAGAGGAGUUUCGGAAGCUGGCGGGGCGCGCCCUGGGGCGGCUGCACCGCCUUCUGGAGAAGCGACAGGAAGGUGCAGAGACUCUGGAGUUGAGUGCGGACGGGCGCCCGGUGACCACCCAGACUCGGGACCCGCCGGUGGUGGACUGCACCUGCUUCGGCCUCCCUCGCCGUUACAUCAUCGCCAUCAUGAGCGGCCUGGGAUUCUGCAUCAGCUUCGGCAUCCGCUGCAACUUAGGCGUAGCCAUCGUGUCCAUGGUCAACAACAGCACCACCCACCGCGGGGGCCACGUGGUGGUGCAGAAAGCUCAGUUCAACUGGGAUCCAGAGACUGUCGGCCUCAUCCACGGCUCCUUUUUCUGGGGUUACAUUGUCACCCAAAUUCCCGGGGGAUUUAUCUGCCAAAAAUUCGCAGCUAACAGGGUUUUCGGUUUUGCAAUUGUGGCAACAUCCACUCUCAACAUGCUGAUCCCCUCCGCUGCCCGGGUCCACUACGGCUGCGUCAUCUUCGUGAGGAUCCUGCAGGGGUUGGUAGAGGGGGUCACGUACCCCGCCUGCCACGGGAUCUGGAGCAAGUGGGCCCCACCCUUAGAGCGGAGCCGCCUGGCGACGACAGCAUUUUGCGGUUCCUAUGCUGGGGCGGUGGUCGCGAUGCCCCUGGCCGGGGUCCUGGUGCAGUACUCGGGAUGGAGCUCGGUGUUCUACGUCUACGGCAGCUUCGGGAUCUUCUGGUACCUGUUCUGGCUGCUCGUGUCCUACGAGUCCCCGGCGCUGCACCCCAGCAUUUCGGAGGAGGAACGCAAGUACAUCGAGGACGCCAUCGGCGAGAGUGCCAAACUCAUGAACCCCGUCACGAAGUUCAACACCCCCUGGCGGCGCUUCUUCACGUCUAUGCCGGUCUACGCCAUCAUCGUGGCCAACUUCUGCCGCAGCUGGACCUUCUACCUGCUGCUCAUCUCGCAGCCCGCCUACUUCGAGGAGGUGUUUGGCUUUGAGAUCAGCAAGGUGGGCCUGGUUUCGGCGCUGCCGCACCUGGUCAUGACCAUCAUCGUGCCCAUCGGCGGCCAGAUCGCCGACUUCCUGCGCAGUCGCCGCAUCAUGUCCACCACCAACGUGCGCAAGCUCAUGAACUGCGGGGGCUUCGGCAUGGAAGCCACGCUGCUGCUGGUGGUCGGCUACUCGCACUCCAAGGGCGUGGCCAUCUCCUUCCUGGUCCUGGCUGUGGGCUUCAGCGGCUUUGCCAUCUCCGGGUUCAACGUGAACCACCUGGACAUCGCCCCGCGCUACGCCAGCAUCCUCAUGGGCAUCUCCAACGGCGUGGGCACACUGUCAGGCAUGGUCUGCCCCAUCAUCGUGGGCGCCAUGACCAAGCACAAGACCCGGGAGGAGUGGCAGUACGUGUUCCUGAUCGCCUCCCUGGUUCACUAUGGGGGCGUCAUCUUCUACGGGGUCUUUGCUUCCGGGGAGAAGCAGCCGUGGGCGGAGCCCGAGGAGAUGAGCGAGGAGAAGUGUGGCUUCGUGGGCCACGACCAGCUGGCUGGCAGUGAGGACAGCGAGAUGGAGGACGAGGCGGAGCCCCCGGGAGCGCCCCCUGCACCGCCGCCCUCCUACGGAGCCACCCGCAGCACAGUUCAGCCCCCGCGGCCCCCGCCCCCAGUCCGGGACUACUGACCUUGUGCCUCCCACCGAGUGGCAGUUUCCAGAACUUCCAUUCCACACUUGUCGGGCCUGAGGGGCGACGGCGAGGAGCCCCAGUGCUGUCUGUCUGUCUGUCCCUCCGCAGGCCUAGGCAGCGCCCACUCUCCCCUGUACCCCCCGUGCUGUUACAACCUCAUCCCUCCUCAGCCACCUCUAGGGGGGGAGGUGAAGCUGUUAUGUAGACUGGCAGUUUCAAGGAUACCCAACCACCCUCACAGCCCCCAAAGGUCUCUUCCACUUGUUCUGCCUCUGGUUUCAAACCUCUCCUUUCAGGGCUUCUGUUUUAAAUGGACAGUUCAACCUUGUGCUCUUGUGGUUUGGGGGAUCACACCUCACCUUCCAUUUAGUGCCCCCCCUUCUCCUUUCAGGAAAAAAAAAAAAGUAAGGUCUUAUUCUAGGAGUUUCCAGUCCCUUCCAACGCUAGUCUGCACCUGCCAGGCGGCUGGAGCCAGCCUCCCUUCCCCGCCAUGCUCCGGAUGAUUCUCACCAGCGGUUCUGAGGGGAAAUGGCGGUUUCAAGAGCCCCCACUUCCACCCCCACCCCAGACCUUCCUGGCUUAUCACACCCUCUAGGAAAACAACCAAUUGGCAGUUGUGAUACACUGCCUCUAUCCCCAAGCACUUUCUUUGGACACCGUCUUCAGGUCUAAUCAACAGCUGCUCACGUUCUCAGCCCAGUGAUC
Molecule: messenger RNA, 2510 nt
Organism: Erinaceus europaeus (western European hedgehog)
Lineage: Eukaryota; Metazoa; Chordata; Mammalia; Eulipotyphla; Erinaceidae
Gene: SLC17A7
Product: solute carrier family 17 member 7
Exons: 12
Coding region: 119-1801 (560 amino acids)
Biological process (GO): synaptic transmission, glutamatergic; regulation of synapse structure or activity; transmembrane transport
Cellular component (GO): synaptic vesicle membrane; excitatory synapse
Molecular function (GO): neurotransmitter transmembrane transporter activity; L-glutamate transmembrane transporter activity
Source: RefSeq, a predicted model, not a curated record